This is a messenger RNA of Oryza brachyantha (malo sina), 2011 nucleotides long. Its product is annotated as S-adenosyl-L-methionine-dependent uroporphyrinogen III methyltransferase, chloroplastic. Lineage: Eukaryota; Viridiplantae; Streptophyta; Magnoliopsida; Poales; Poaceae. The coding region runs from base 237 to 1397 and encodes 386 amino acids. Gene Ontology annotation, biological process: siroheme biosynthetic process. The record is from RefSeq and is a predicted model, not a curated record. Gene Ontology annotation, molecular function: uroporphyrin-III C-methyltransferase activity. The transcript has 6 exons.
UUGAACCUGGCCUGGCCCUUCAGCGCUCCACAGGGCGGCCGCACUUUUCCAUCCAAGCCGUCUCCCUCCUGGGGCUCCCUCGCCUUUCCCUCCACCCCUUCGCGCAUCCAAAACCACACCUCCGACGAGCCCCUCGGCCGCAGCAGCAGCUCUCCUCCUCCCUCGCCGUAUAAAAGGGGCCACGGCCACCUCGGCCCGUCCCCCGCGUCAACCACUGCCCCUGCAUCGCCAUCGCCAUGGCCCUCGCCCUCCGAGCGCCGCGCUUCCAGCCGCUCCCCACCCCCAUUCCCGCGUCAACCGCCUCCACCUCAAGGCCAUCCUCCUACUACUACCACGGUCACGCCGUCGUCUGCGCCGCUGCCGCGUCGCCCUUCACCGAGGCCACAUCCUCCUCGCGGUACCGCCGCGACGCCUGGUCCUACGCCGCCGCGGAUGACGAGUCAUCGUCGUCAGCUGCUGCUGCUGCUGCUGCGGCGGCUUCCGCGGCGGCGUCGGGCCGACGGGCCGACGAGAUCGCGCUGCAGCUGCCGGAGCUGAGGAGGCUCCUGGAGGCGCUGCGGGCGUCGAGAGGGAGGGCGCCGGAAGGGGAUGGCGGCGGCGGCGGGCCCGGGAGGGUUGCGCUGGUGGGGACCGGGCCCGGUGACCCGGAGCUGCUCACGCUCAAGGCGGUGAGGGCCAUCGAAGCGGCGGACCUGGUGCUCUACGACCGCCUCGUCUCCAACGACGUGCUCGAUUUGGUCGGGGACGGCGCUAGGCUGCUCUACGUCGGCAAGACGGCCGGAUACCACAGCCGCACCCAGGAGGAGAUUCAUGAGCUGCUCCUGAGCUUUGCGGAGGCUGGUGCCAAUGUGGUGCGGUUGAAAGGCGGCGACCCUCUGGUCUUUGGAAGGGGUGGAGAAGAGAUGGAUUUCCUUCAACAACAAGGAAUAAGAGUUGAAGUUAUCCCAGGAAUUACAUCUGCUUCAGGAAUUGCGGCAGAGCUUGGCAUUCCACUAACCCAUAGAGGUGUUGCUACCAGUGUCAGAUUUUUAACUGGGCACUCCAGAAAUGGUGGGACAGAUCCUCUAUAUAUCGCAGAGAAUGCAGCAGAUCCGGACACAACUUUGGUUGUGUAUAUGGGUUUGUCAACAUUGCCAUCUCUUGCUCCUAAGUUAAUGAAGCAUGGUCUGCCACCAGAUACUCCGGCUGUUGCAGUUGAGCGUGGCACUACCCCCCAACAGCGAAUGGUAUUCGCAAUGUUAAAGGAUCUUGUGAGUGAAGUCAAGUCAGCGGAUCUAGUUUCUCCUACUCUGAUAAUUAUUGGGAAGGUGGUAGCAUUGUCACCCUUAUGGAUCGAUUCAUCCAAACAGGAUGCACUCAAGGUUGAGAAUUCGUAUGCACCUGAGGCCAAAAGAUAACAGUUUCUCUAUAAUCAAAUGUUGGAGUGACUGUUGAGGCAUUGAUUAACGUCACCUCAGACAUGAGCUUUCGCAAUUAGUAAGAUCUAAGCCAAUCUGAUAUGGUUUAGUCCAGGCCAUGCAAACAGACGAUGGAAUUGACCUGGAUAGGAGAUUCUGCACAUUCCCUGAUGACAUCACAGGAAACAGACAUUCUUGAAGAUUGAUGACAGCUUUGAACAAUAUGGGCAUGAAAUUUUCAAAUGAGAACGCAUUUGAAGUUCUGAACGUGUUUGACAUAACCUAUUCAAUGGUACAACAAUUAUAACUGUCGAGUUUUUGAGCAAUACCUCUUGCAUGGAGAUGGAGUAGUAGGUCACCACUCCAUUCCAAUCAAAGGUUGGAACUGUUCUGUUUUGUUUUUGUUUACCCAACAUUUUUUUGGUCAUAGGCUCUCCUGAUUAUUGAAGCCCCUACAGGCGUAUGGCUAUUUUAAGUCUGGCAAUCGUUGUGUCAGCUUUUACAUAUUCCUUUGUGAAAAAUUCGACUGCACAUUUGAUGAUUAUUCUUGAAUAAAACGUGUACUACUUUUUCUUUUUUGUGUUCUGCUGUUAACCACUGCAUAAAUUUUACCA